UGAGUAGUUCGUGUAAGAGAGGAUGGCUGUGUAAAAAAGAAGACAGAGUUAUUGUACUUUCAGUAGCUGUGUUACAGAGUGAAUUUCAACAGGUACAAGUUUUGUGACCUGCUGAAAUAUCCUCUUCUACACAAGUAGUAGUGGUCAUAUCUAGCUACUCUACUGCAGAAGUAUUUCAGUUAGAUGGAUUAUUUUUGGGUAGCUUAGAAGCUGCAUUUAAGGACUAUGGAAAUGAAAGGGGGAAGAUAAUGUUAAGCUAGAAACUAAGUAGAAUAAAUGAAGAAUUGGAUUUUGUUUUAGCCAUAUUUGCCUCUGCCUUUACUUUAACAAAUGCUUGGUUUUGUAGCAUUGCUGCAUUUAUGCAUGGAUUUUGGAUCCCAAUGUAGUUUUUAUGCAUCUACCAAUAUCAUAAACAAUGAAUCGCCCUCAAAAAUAACAUUGCAGGACAAGGCACGUAUGUGCCUAUAUCUUUAAGCAUUGCUAUGCAAGUUUGGAAGCAGCUAUUUUAAGUCAACACUUCCUUUUAUAUUUAGAGCCCUCUGCAGUAUAAAUUGUUUAGUGCUUCUCCCCACUUAGAUGGAGGGCAUUGUCACUUGCAGCAUUUAACACGCUGUGCUACAAUAGAAAACUGACAUUAUGGAGAAACAAUCCACUUCAAAAUCAAAGUGCAAUUCCUCGCUGGAUGAGUUUUCUCUCCCCAGGGGUGUGAUGGCUUUCAGCUAUCGUCCCUCUCCUGUUGCCUCUACAUCUCGGAGCUGAACGACAGCAGAGAGAUAGUAGUGCUCCAGCCAACUCUUUCUGCAGAGUGUAGCCAGAGAAACAGGCAACAAAAAUAGAACAUCCAGGUUUGCUGCGCGUGGGUGAAGCCGAAACCACAUUACGAGUAGAAGCUUCCACGGUAUUAUUUUAGAACCAGCAUAGAUCUGUUCCCCUUUUGCUGUCUUGUCAAAGAUGAGCCACAGUCUAGUAGAAGGGAGUGAGAAAGAACGUCAAACACCAUUACAAUCCUGCUCCGUCUCUCCAUCACAUGCAUAAACACAGAGAGAGCGUAAUAUAAACACACACAUACACAAAUAGUACACACAGGGAGGCAGGCACAGGUUUGGCACUUGGAGAAGGUAAUCGCUUCUUCGGAGGGAUCACACUGGAGACCUGCUGCUUUGAAAGACAGAGACUGGCCAGCUGGGUUCGCUGAGAUGGAGUUUCAGGACGUGACCAGCUCUUGGCUCAGCAAAGAAUGCACAGUAUGAUCAGCUCAGGGGAUGUGAAAUCAGAAGUUCCCGUGGGAUUAGAACCUAUCACACCAUUAGAUUUGCGAACUGAUCUCAGGAUGAUGGUUCCUAUGGUGGACCCACUAUUACGUGAGAAGCAGCUACAGCAGGAGCUCCUCUUGAUUCAGCAGCAGCAGCAAAUUCAGAAGCAGCUCCUGAUAGCAGAAUUUCAGAAACAGCACGAGAACCUCACACGACAGCACCAAGCUCAAAUCCAAGAGCACAUAAAGUUACAACAGGAACUCUUAGCCAUUAAGCAACAACAAGAACUCCUUGAGAAAGAGCAGAAACUAGAACAACAGCGGCAAGAACAGGAAUUGGAGAGACAUCGGCGGGAGCAGCUUCCUCCAAUCAGGAGCAAAGAAAGGAGUCGAGAAAGAGCAGUGGCCAGUACAGAAGUGAAGCAGAAACUUCAAGAGUUUCUACUGAGUAAAUCAGCAACAAAAGAUCCUACAACCAAUGGGAAGAAUCAUUCCGUUAGUCGGCAUCCCAAGCUUUGGUACACGGCUGCUCACCAUACUUCACUGGAUCAAAGUUCUCCACCCCUAAGUGGAACUUCUCCUUCUUACAAAUAUCCAUUACCAGGAGCGCAAGAUGCCAAGGAUGAUUUCCCUCUCCGCAAAACUGCCUCAGAGCCCAACUUGAAAGUUCGCUCCAGGUUAAAACAAAAGGUAACAGAAAGGAGAAGCAGUCCUUUACUCAGAAGGAAGGAUGGGAUGGUGGUCUGCUCUUUCAAGAAAAGAUUAUUUGAGGUGACAGAAUCAUCAGUCAGUAGCAGUUCCCCUGGAUCAGGUCCCAGUUCACCAAAUAAUGGUCCUACUGUAAAUACAGAUAAGGAAACCUCAGUGUUGACAUCUAAUUCCCAAACUGAGCAUUUGGUUCCACAGCAACACAUUCUUAUCAAUGAAGAAUCAAUGAAUUUGUUAAGUCUCUACACAUCCCCUUCUUUGCCAAACAUCACUUUAGGACUUCCAGCAGUACAACCACCACUCAGUGCAUCUUCACCAUUCAGAGAAAAACAGAAAUGUGAGACCCAAGCAAUCAGGCAAGGAGUGAUCUUGCCUGGGCAGUACCGGGGCAGCAUGUCGCCUUCAGCCCCUCAGCCUGUCAUCCUAGAAGGGAAGCCAAACAGCAGUCAUCAGGCUCUUCUCCAGCAUUUGUUACUGAAGGAACAAAUGAGGCAGCAAAAGCUUUUGGGUACAGGUACAGUGCCUCUUCAUCCUCAGUCACCACUGGCAACAAAAGAAAGAGUCUCACCCAGCCUAAGAGUUGCACAUAAAUUGCCUCGACAUCGGCCUCUAAAUCGAACUCAGUCAGCUCCACUACCACAGAGUACCUUGGCUCAACUAGUCAUUCAACAACAGCAUCAACAGUUUCUAGAGAAGCAAAAACAGUACCAACAGCAGAUCCACAUGAACAAAAUGCUUUCUAAAUCUAUUGAACAGUUAAAACAACCAGGCAGCUUAGAAGAAACUGAAGAAGAACUUCAUGGAGAACAUUCUAUGGUGGAAGAAAGAACUCCAUCUGUUGCAAGCAGCAUAAAGGAUGACAACAGUAAUAUCUGUUUGGACGACAGACUGGGACAGCCUUUGACGGCUGUGAAGGUGAAAGAGGAACCACAGGACAGUGAUGAUGAUAUUCAAACUCAACAGAUGGAAUCUGGGGAGAAAACAGCUUUUAUUCAACAGCAGGAGAUCCUGGAGCAUCAGCGUAUCCAGCAGUUGGAAACAUACCGGGCUCAGAUGGCUGCAUUUGGCACGACACAAUCCAACAAACGUCAGCCUAUUGCCAGGACACAGUCUUCCCCGGCUACUUCUGCAAUGCCUUUUCCAGCAAUGGAUCAGCCCAUGCAACAUACCCGCAUGACUGGUAUUGUGUAUGACGCCCUCAUGUUGAAACACCAGUGUAUGUGUGGCGGUUACAGCAACCACCCAGAGCAUGCGGGAAGAAUACAGAGCAUCUGGUCAAGGCUGCAAGAAAGUGGGUUACUAAACAAGUGCGAGCGGAUUCGAGGUCGAAAAGCCAGUUUGGAAGAAAUACAGCUGGUCCAUUCUGAACAUCAUUCAUUGCUGUAUGGCACCAUUUCCCUGAACAGACAGAAGCUGGACCCCAGGAAAAUCCUAGGAAGUGUGCCUCAAAAACUCUUUUCAUUGCUGCCCUGUGGAGGCCUUGGGGUGGACAGUGACACCAUUUGGAAUGAGCUGCAUUCGUCCGGUGCUGCACGCAUGGCUGUUGGCUGUGUCAUCGAACUGGCUUCCAAAGUGGCCUCAGGAGAGCUGAAGAACGGUUUUGCUGUUGUAAGGCCCCCAGGCCAUCAUGCUGAAGAAUCAACAGCCAUGGGGUUCUGCUAUUUUAAUUCGGUUGCAAUUACUGCCAAAUACUUGAGAGACAAGCUAAAUAUAGGCAAGAUAUUGAUUGUAGAUCUGGAUGUUCACCAUGGCAACGGUACACAGCAGGCUUUUUAUGCUGACCCCAACAUCCUGUACGUCUCCCUCCACCGCUAUGAUGAAGGCAACUUCUUCCCUGGCAGUGGAGCCCCAAAUGAGGUUGGAAGUGGCCCUGGUGAAGGUUAUAAUAUAAAUAUUGCUUGGACAGGUGGCCUGGAUCCCCCCAUGGGAGAUGUAGAGUACCUCACCGCAUACAGGACUGUGAUCAUGCCAAUCGCCUCUGAGUUUGAGCCAGACUUUGUCUUAGUAUCUGCUGGCUUUGAUGCUAUUGAAGGCCACGAUCCUCCCUUGGGCGGGUACAAAGUGACAGCCAAAUGUUUUGGUCACCUCAUCAAACAGUUGUUGAAGCUAGCAGAUGGUCACUUGGUGCUGGCCUUGGAAGGAGGACAUGACCUUACUGCCAUCUGUGAUGCCUCAGAAGCCUGCCUCAAUGCUCUGCUAGGAAAUGAGCUGGAACCACUCUCUGAAGAUAUCCUCCAUCAAGCCCCUAAUGUGAAUGCAAUGGUGUCCUUGCAAAAGAUCACAGAAAUUCACAGCAAGUACUGGAAGUCUGUGGAGCCUUAUGCUGUGCCAGUUAGCUGUAAACUGGCGGACAGUCAGAAACAAGAGAGAGAAGAGACAGAGGCAGUCUCAGCUAUGGCCUUACUCUCAGUGGACGUUGAGCAGUCUUUUCCACAAGAAAACAGCAGAGCUGCUGGCGAGCCCAUGGAAGAAGAGCCAGCCUUGUGAAGUGCCAAGUUCUCCAUGAUAUUUCCUGUGCGUGACAUCAUUGUGUACCUCCAUCUACCGCCACCCCCCCCCUUUUUUUUUGAAAAAAAGCACCCUUAGACAUGUCUUGUCUGCUGCCUGGGUGGCAAGGAUCAGAUGGAACGUAAACACACUGGGCACACAAUUCUGAACAGCAGCUUCACUUGUUCGUAGGACAGACUUAAAAAGCCUCCUUUGGUGUAACCGCUACAAUUCUAAAGUUACACACAAACCAGAUCUUGCAGAGAGAGACUGAGCCUAGAAGCCUGCUUCCAAAUGCUGUGCAAUGCACUCACUGACUUCAGUGAUAGAAUAGAAGCAUCCAAUUAAUUCCAAUUUCUUGACUAUGGUUGUCUGAAAAUCUGAAACAGCCUAAAAAAAAAACCACAGGGUGGAAAGGGAGAGAAUCAUGGCAUCACAAUCCCCACUGCUUCUGAUUUUUAAAACACAUUUUGUUACCUCUUUCCCUCCGCUUUCUUUCACAUUGUUAAAAAUAGUUUAAAGGGUUGAUUUCAGAAUGGAAUGAAAUGAUAUAUCCUUUAUCCAUGGUGCCAUUUGAAAAAUGUGAUAGCCAUUUCAGAUUGGAGAAAUAUAUUGUUUUUGAAGGGUCAGGGAAACACAGGCCCCAUCUACACUGACCAUUUAUUAAUGCAGUCUGAAGCCAACUCCAAACUGCAGUGGCCAGACAAAAACUCCCAUAAAAGUUCACCAAAAAAUCCUUAAUGUGGAUCAGUGAUUUUUAUAAUCAUGAUCUGGGCUUCAAACUGGUUCCAGGAUUUCCUAUGUAAUCUUCUGCACAGUGAAACUACUAUCUUCAAUACCAGUUUGAAACUACAUUAAAUGAUCAGUGAAGAUGGUGCCUCAGUCAAUAGGAAACUUUUCUCCAUUGCAUUUCAGCUGCCCUAAGCAGAAUUGUGCAAAAUGGCUCUUUAGUUAUGAACUUCUAGGCAUUGCAUUCAGAAUUCAGCCCUGGGACAUACUGCCUCAUAAAAGGAUGUAGGAGUCCAACCUGGUUGAUCAUUUUAUUGGUUGGUUCUUCAUGGUUCCCUUGCUCUACAAAAGGAGAAAACAAUGUCUUGCCCUUGGCGUAAUAGUGCAUAAUCCACCCAAGUUAUUGUGUGAGCAAAAGAUUCUCAUCUGCUUUUUAAUAACCAGUCACUUUCUUCUACCUUAGAUUAGCACUGCUUUGAAAGGAGCAGACUGAAAUCCACAAAAGCUCAUGCUCAAGUAAAUCAUCCUGGAAGAUACCAACUAGAUCUUUUUUUCCUACUUGCUUUUUUAAAAUGCUAAUUCAGCCUAGCUUCAGACCCGUGCUAUACCCCACUUCUAAAUGAUAAAAGUAUGAAUGAUUUUUCCAGAUUUGCUACAAUGAUGGUGGUGAGAUGAUGGUGAUGUCCCCUGUUCCCUGAACUGGGAUUCAAGUGCUUCUGAAAACCGAUUUAGUUUUAAAAGCAGGUCAGGACAUCACUCAAUCUCUUCCAUGGAAGCAGAAUACUGAAAGGUUUUAAGAGGCAUUUUGAAUUCUAUUUUUCUUCUCUAAAAUUUAACACGUAGAUUAAGACAAAAGUCACUCCAAAUUCACGAGUGUGGCAAAGGAGCUAUGCACUCUUCUAAUAACCAAUGUUUAAACUCUUACACAUGUUGCCUUACUCUCACAAAAUAGAAAAGGGGAUUGUGGCUUUUAUUCAAACUCAAAGCAUUUUUGAGGAGCACCAAUAGUAACGGAGUUAUGGUCAUUUUUGACAAUCACACACACAUAGAAAACAUAGUCUAUUCGUAUGUAUCUUCAAUUAUUCUACCUUACAGAAUCAAAUAGCGAGAUUUCCUUUGAACAGCAAGGGAUGUUCUUGCUUUAUAUAUUUUCCGAGCUCAAAGGAUACAUAAAAGCCAUAAGUGAACACUGUCAUGCUUUUUAUUCUGAAAUUUGAAAGAAACCUUAAUUAAAACAAGGUUUUGGGGAACGCCGUGGUAUGAAAGAUAUGAAACAAUGUGGUUUCAGUUAUAGCAGACUCAAACCUGUAAAUCAAAGAUGAAAGAUUUCACUCAAAUAGAAUUAUAUAAUUCUCUCUUGUUAUACAGAUGGGCUGCAUUUUUUUUGCCUCAAAUGUGUUUGGGUUUGUUUACAAUUAGCAUUUUAAUUUGAGAGCCUUUUAUAUGGAAACAGUCUGCUGUAAGAUGAAAAUCGGAGACUGUUUAAAACAGGAAGUCGAGGAAGAAUGUCACCCGGUGAAACAUGGAAUUAUCUUUUUAUGUAAGUGUUAUGAGAUGCAUUCUUAUGAUUAAUUAUUGGGGAAGAAAUUAAAUCCUAUUUCAAGUUGAACACCCAGUAUCAAUUUUCCUACUUAACAGAAGAAAUCUGAAGCAUCAAAGUUGCAUUAGCACAGAUACUCAAUCUAGUCCUACAAUAUCUAUAGAAUUACAUUUGUGAGUAAGGCAAUAUAUUCUGAACAUUUGUCUUGAGUGAUACUAUUAGACAAAUUAUUCCAGUUUUCCAAUAGUCAUCCUUUACACAUACGUCUUAGGAAAAAUUAAUCACCAUGCCUGCUGGUAAUUAUUCAGUCUAAUGGUUUAAAUUCAAUGCUUCCUAUUUUAAGUGGUGGUGCUGAAAAUGUCCAUUUUAUUGUUGUGAAAUCGGUUUGCUUUUGAAGCCCAAAUUGUGAAUGGAAUAAAAGAUGAAGAGCUAACCCAUUUAGCUUUGAAUUUAUAGUGUGGAAAUGCUCAUAUUUCCUUUGCAAACCACUGAGAUGCUUGAGAAAAUUGAACCAGAACAAAGGAAGACUAUGGGUCCAUGCACACUCAUUUGAAAGCAAGUAAACAUGCAUCUGUCAUUGAACUCCACUUUUGAUUUUAUGGUGUGUCUGUGUGCCUUCAAGACUCCGAUUGACUUAUGCCAGCCUCAUUAAUUUCAUAGGGUUUUUCAGGCAAGGAAUACUCAGAGGUGGUUUUGCCAGUUCCUUCCUCUGAAAUACAGCCUAUGAAAUCUGGUAUUCAUUGGCAGUCUCCCAUCCAAGUAAUUCAGAGCUGACCUAGCUUAGCUUCUAAGAUCUGACGCGUUUAUGACAUUUUACUAAAUAAAAACAAAGUUGAACUGGCACAAUGACAGUACUAAUUGUCUCUUCAGCGGGUAGAUGCCUGGAAAUCUACAUAAAUACGCAAAUGUAGAAAAGGGAUUUUGUAUUUGGUCUAUCAUUAUGGGUUAUAUAUUCCAAUUUAGGAAAGUGCAUAGCAGUAGGUUAAUUAGAAACAGCAUAAACAUUACUUUUUUGAGAGGAAUAAUCUCAUCCUUUUAAGCCAUUGCCAAGAAUGGCCCAGUGAAUAAUUUAAAAACUCAGGUGUUGCAGUAUUAUUGAUGCUAAGCAGGUGUAGACUACAGCAGCAAGGCUCAGCAAUACAGAUAAAGGAUUACUGGAAAUUGCAUAUGAGGUCAGGGUGGUCUAGUGGUUAGAGUGUUUGAUUAGGAUUUAGAAAAUCUCAUACCAAGUCCCUACUGAGCCAUGAAACUGAGUGACUAUCUCUCUCUCGUCCUGAACAUGAUUAUUGUGAGCAUAAGGAGAAGCAGAGCUACAUGCAUCCCUUAUCGCUCACGGAAGAUAGGACAAGCUAUAACCAUUAACUAAUCCAUAAUUAAUUAUAUAAAAUGUGUAAAAUAAUUUUAAAAUCACAGAAGUUUAUAAAUGACUUGCCCAUUUUUUAUAAUUUGGGUAAACACUGAAUGUAUAGAAAUAUAUUUCUGUUUGCAAAAUGUGUUCAGGCUCUGCUGAACCGUUAGGAGAACAAGAGUUUGAUCCAUAUGUUUCAAGUUCCUUUCCAUAUGCGUCUGUGAUAUUUAGUCUUGAUGGCCCUGGCACAGAAUCAAGGAUCCAAAGAUCUAUAUUAUGUGGCCUCAAAGACUUGAGCAUCUUUGGUGUUGUUGGGGACUUUUUUUUAACCCACCCACCGCAUAGCACUCUUGUUCCAAAGGCUAUAUUAAAAAUUGUGCUUGAGAAUCAAGCUGCACUUUGCAUUUAAGUCCUGUCAUUGCUCUUUUUUUUUUAAAGAAAAAAGUUUAUGGAAGAGAUGAAUGGCACUGGGAUCAAGAUAUAGGUGGGGGAAGGUAAGAACAAAGGCUUUUCCUGUUGCACAAUAUCCCCAUUGAAACUCCCCCCUCUCUCCAAAACAGUUAUUAUCUGUACUACUAAUAGUGUUUGCAUGUGUUAUUUCUUAAAACUAAGCAUUAUAUUUUCAUAUCCAAUUUGUUUGUAACCUGGUAGAUGCAGGUGUGAAACAGUCACCUGGCAAAUGCUAAUGGACUUAGUAUAAUGAAUGUGACUUUUCACUAACAGUCCUGGUUUUUUUUAAAAGGUUGUGAUGAGUUGGGUUAUAGGUACUGCUCAAGACAUCCUAGUCCUAAAUUCACUCAGGCCACUUUCCAAAGCCUUGGGGUCCUUUCAGGCUACACAAUUAUAGGACAGUGUUUGUGUGUGUGCCUUCAAAUUGCCUGUCAACUUAUUGGGGCCCCAUGAAUUUCAUGGGGUUUUCUUAGUGGCAGUCAAAGUGGCAGGCAGAAAGUGGCAGGCCAUCUUCAAUAUGACAUCUUUUCAAAUAUUAAACAUGGAUAUUGUGUCACUGCUUAACCUUCUCUUCUCCAGGCUCAGGUUAUCCAGUUCCACAAUAAGGCAUGGUUUCCAGACCUUCUCAAGGUGCUACAUUAAAAAUACAGAAUUUUUGGAAUGUUAUUCAAUCUAAAAAAGGAGACUUUCCAGACCUCAAAUAAAGGAUAUCCUUCAUAAUAAGGGGCAUAUACCAGUCCUAUUUGGAGAUGGGAACUACACCACAAAAUUCAAAAAAAUUGCAAACUUGCUUACAUUCCAAUGUAUGCAUUAGUCCAGAGACAAGUUCAUUUCACAAUUCAAAAAGCUUGAAUUCCCCAAAUGUCCCCAUUCUUGACCUUGCUAGUAAGAUGUAAAUAGUAAUAAUAAAACAGCCCCUUGGGCCUGAUCCAGCUAAAGCUGCUUUUGGCUCAGUCUGUAAUCUGGCUAAAAUUUAUUUUAGGAAUAAACGGAAUAUAUUGUCAUGUACCUUCAAUUUACUUCCAAUUUAUGACAGGUCUAAGAUAAACCUUAUAUAGGAUUUUCUUCGCAAGAAAAAGCCAGUGUGGUGCAGUAGUUUGCACCAUGGAUUACAACUCUGAAGACCAGGAUUUUAAUCCCUACUCAGUUAUGGAAACCCACUGGAUGACACCCUGUCAGGUUCAGAAGAAGGCAAAAGUUUGUCCUCUCUGGAACAAACCUUGCCAAGAAAACUGAAUAUAACUCAGUGACAAUUACUUCCAUGCAUAGGAUCGAUGUACAUGUUUCAUUUAAAACAAUAGAAAGUGAUUAGUCAAAAGUACCGUAUAUAUUCGGUACCCAUAAAAUAACAUAUAAUAUAGUUACCCAUAACAUAAAAUAUAGUUACCCAUAAAAUAACAUUAAUUAAGGCAUCAGUAGGUUAAAUGUUUUUGAAUAUUUACAUAAAACUGUAAUUUAAGAUAAUAAUAAUAAUAAUAAUAAUAAUAAUAAUAAUAAUAAUAAGACUUUAAUAAGAUAAGACUGUCCAAGUCUGAUUACCUAUAAACUUGAAUAUAAGCCAACCUAAAUAUAAACUGGCCAGGACCCUCACUCGAGUAUUAGCCAAGGGGGGCUUUUUCAGCCCUAAAAAGGGCUGAAAAAACUUGGCUUAUACUUGAGUAUAUACAGUAAUUGAUUUCAUUGAAUUGAAAGGGAAAUUGUAAUGACUAAUUUUUGCUGGAUCACAACAUUUAUUUUUAACUAGUGAGCAAAAUGUUGAGGAAUGGGGAGAGAGAUCUUUCUUUGUUGAAAUCUCCUUUGAAUACAUCACUUCAUGUUGUUGUAACACUGCUUUCAAAUCCUACUGAGGCAAUAUCUAAACAUGCAAAAUGUGUCACCAUUACCAACAAGAAGAAUAUGUACCCUGGCAUAACAGGAGUGUUUCCGUUUAAACACCUAUGUUUCAAGGGAGAGAGAAUUUUUUCACAGUACAAAUGCUGCAUUAGGUAGCAGCAAAUUCGUCAGUGUCAAACCAUAGAGACAGAUUUUUCUUUUCAUUUAAUAGGUCUUCCUAAUAGUAUUUAUUGCAUUCCAGGCUGACAUGAACAUCUGCAGUAGCAGAGUCAUGUCCACCAGAUGCACGUUUAGCAAAGGCUGAUGAGUGACCAUAGUUUUUAAUGCAAUGGAAAGUGGCUAUGAUUGUGUACAUGGGUUUCUUUUCUCGAAUUGUUUGAAGGGGGUUGGGAAUUCAACAGGAAACCCAACAGAUCAUGCAUAGGAAUGUCUUGUUUUAAACUGCUUCUGACUUGGGAUAGAGGAGAUCAGUUACUCCAGGUUUGGAAGACUGAGUGAAAGCAGGUGCUGGGCUAAUAUUCCACAACUUGUCGAGGUCUUAAUGCAAAACUAGAUGCAAGAGUGAGGUGGGGCAUAGCAAGACACUGUGAGAGAAUCUAGAAUGAUUAUAUCCACGAUACAACCACGUGCCCAGUGUCCUACCAGUGUUGAAAGGGGUUUAAAAUUGAGGAAAAUAGACUCCAACUAGAGUUUAGGAGUGCAGAAGGCCCUUGGUAUUGGUUGGUUCCAGAACCUCCUGUGGAUAACAAAACCCAUGGAUGCUCAAGUCCUAUAAUAUGCACUGGCAUAGUAAAAUCGUAUCUCUAAUAAAAAUGGCAAAAUCAAGGCUGCAAAGAUAUAGAUAAUUGAAUCUACAGAUAUAGAAUCCAUGGGUAUGAACGGCCAACUGUUAUUCCUUAAAUAUUCUUUUGUUCCCAUGAGUUCCUCAGAAUGUUCAACCCUGUUUUUAAAAGUUGAUAUUUGCAUUGACCAACACUGGCCAUUGAAAGGAUACAUUUCUCAGCUCAGAUUCAACCAAAGACAGGAGGACAAGAGUUAAUAACUUUUUCUUGGCUGCUCCUCCAUCUUCCAAUUUCACUGGGUGACCUUGGACAAGUCACACUUUCUCAAUCUCAGAGGAGGGCAAUGGCCUCUGAUUAAAUCGUGCCAAGAAGUCUUGCCAAGAAAAGGUUUUGAGAAGUUCACAUAUUUUAGAGCUUUGAAGAUACAUAACAAUUAUUUAAAAACCAGCCAUUUUCUGUCAAUUUGUCUUAAUCCCAAGGGUGAUUAAAUGGAUGCGUACAUUCAGUGUAUUUUUAAUCAAACACUGUCAAUCCCCUGAACAUGCUUAGGAUCAUGAAACACUUCUGUGAGUGUAUUUGUGCCUGUGUGCUUCUUUUAUCAUUUUUCCCUUCUCCGGGUCCAUAGGGAACUUCUUCAGUGGAAAGUUGUCAUGUGUGCCAGUAGAAGCCUUCUCCCCAAACAUUGUAGUUCCAGUUUUGACUGAUGUAGCAUAGCUGUUAUUUGCAUCUAAACAUCAUGAACCAGGCCCUGUCUGAUCUUGGAACUUAAGCAAAGAAGGCCCUGGUUGAUACUUGGAUGGAAAACCACCAAGGGAUUCCACAUGCUGUGAGCUAUAUUUCAGAAGGUCAAAACUGGCAAAGCCACCUCUGAGUAUUCCUUGCUUAAGAAAACCCUACGAAAUGGGGUUGCCAUAAGUCAAGCGGUAACUUGAAAACUUGAAGGCACCUAGAGAUACACACAAUUACAGGGAACAUCUAAGGAAGCCUGAAAAUGUCAUGGCCAAUAGAAAGGGUUUGAUGAAGCAAAAUUAUUCCUAAAUGCCAAGGGAUUUUUUUUAAAACAAAAAUCAUAUAGGUCUGGGAAAGAGGAACCUAGAAAGCAUUAUUCUAAAUAUUCCUGAUAUAUUUUUGUGUCUGAGAGCCUUCCAUUAAUAACUGAAAAGUCAUCUUGUGCUUCAGAGUCUUUGUAUGUUUAAUUAUGGAAGCUUUGAAAUUGCUUGCAGUAGUCUUCAAUCAGGUUGGGAAAAAGUCCCUUUGGUCCUGUGUUUUGUAUAAUUAUUUGACUAUACUCUUGUUCUCAUGUGUAUUAAAGAACCCUGUUUGAAAUAAGAA
This is a messenger RNA of Anolis carolinensis (green anole), 12461 nucleotides long. It is a transcript of the gene hdac9, whose product is annotated as histone deacetylase 9. Gene Ontology annotation, biological process: negative regulation of transcription by RNA polymerase II. Gene Ontology annotation, molecular function: histone deacetylase activity. Bases 1238 to 4447 code for a protein of 1069 amino acids. The record is from RefSeq and is a predicted model, not a curated record. The transcript has 26 exons. Lineage: Eukaryota; Metazoa; Chordata; Lepidosauria; Squamata; Anolidae.